AUGUGUACUCCUAUCACGCUCUUCAAUCCUGAUGAGCCACUAAGAAGGAUACGCACUACUGCCUUCUUUGACUGCGGAGCCUCCAUAACGAUGAUCAAAAAGCAAAUCGCCACCGACUUAAAUCUGAAGAUAGAGGAAGAACAACCUCUCUCACUGCAAACAUUUCGUAACGAUGAAGACCAAAUUCACCCGUCAUCGAGGACUACCGUCGGUCUUCUACUAGAAAACGAUGACAGCAUCAUGCUAAAGGUCCGCACACUGUCAUUUCUUACCCAGCCAAUGCAAAUGGGAUUAGCGAAAGACCACAUACGUGUAGAUAUGCCAGCUUGCAGCACCACCACUCAACGAGAGAAACUUCCAAACAGAUACGAUCUCGUCCAUACCAGACUCGGAAAUAUCAUCAGUGGAAAACCUCUCCAUACUCAUCAAUUUGCUAUGGCGCUAAGCUGUAUCGAUACGCUGGAUAACCCAAUUCAACACCACAAAUUGGAAGAACUGCUACAAAAGUUUUGGUCGCUCGAAUCCGUCGGAAUAAUUGACGAUGUCUCUCAAUCUGACGGCGAAAGGUGUCUCCAAAAAUUCAACGACACUGUGUGCUUCAGCCCGGAAGAAGGACGUUAUAUGGUUCGACUGCCCUCGAAAGAGGACACUUCACAACUUUUGGUUAACUUCAAUAUGGCAACGUCGCGGCUCAGAGGUCCAGUGCUGCUCCCUGAAAUAGCAGGAAUCCUGACUAGAAUCCGAUUCAUGAACAUUCUAAUCAUUGGAGAUAUAGAAAAAGCAUUCCUCAUGGUCGAAACCUCACGCGUUUUCUAUGGCUUCGAGAUCCUACACUUGGAGUACAGGAGAGCAACAUCGUCACGUACGCCUUCAAGAAAGUACCUUUUGGAACUUCGACUUCCCCGAAAACUCCACCUCGGCGACUCGAAGAACCUAUGUUACGAACUCCACGUCUUCACGGAUGCGCCGAGGAUCGCCUAUUCAGCAGUUGCAUUCCUGGUAACCUACGAAGAUAAAACUAAGAAGAACGCAUCACUCUUAAUGUCAAAAUCAAGAUUAGCCUCACUUCAAGCGGCAGCUACAAUUCCUCGACUUGAACUUUCAGCACUACCCAUAGGAGCAAAACUUACCAACUUCUUGAAAACUCAGAUUAAUACACCAAUCCAGAAGUGCUACAUAUGGUCGGACAGCAAAGUCGCCCUGCAGUGGUCGAAAUGCGAGAAAUCACUUCCAGUAUUCAUCAACAACCGAGUGAACACUACACGAACAAACGCUCCAUCGGACAUAUUACGCUACGUUCCCAGUAACCUGAACGCAGCAGACAUAGGAAGCAAAGGAAUAGCAGUAAAAGACCUUCUCCAUUCCGAGUAA
Messenger RNA from Necator americanus (New World hookworm), 1371 nucleotides. RefSeq lists its product as uncharacterized. The coding region runs from base 1 to 1371 and encodes 456 amino acids. NCBI's taxonomy places the organism in Eukaryota, Metazoa, Nematoda, Chromadorea, Rhabditida, Ancylostomatidae. The transcript is spliced from 4 exons. The record is from RefSeq and is a predicted model, not a curated record.